GAUCCACAAAGAAUAUAGUAUAAGUUCAUUUUCUAUCAGCUAUUAGGGAUCUGUUGUGCCAUAACAAAUUACUCUAAAAUUUAGCAGCUUAAACAGUAAACCUUUAUUAUCUCACAUGGUUCCUGAGGGUCAGAAAUCUGACAGUGACCUAGCUUGGUGGUUCUGCCUUGGGGUUGCUCAUGAAGUUGUGGUCAAGCUGUUGACUACACUUUGUCAUCUCUGAAGACUCGACUGCAACUGAAGGACUUGCUGCUAGGCUCACUCAUGUGGCUGUUGGCAGGAGGCUUCAGGACCUGUCCAUGUGGAGCACUCUCUGGGGCUGCCUUCGAGAUGGCUUCUCUCAGAGGGGGUGAUUCAAGAGAGAGCGUCUCAGAUGACCACAGGAUGCCUUUUAUAACCUAAUCUUGGAAAUGGCAUGUGAUCACUUAUUCCGUAUUAUAUUGAUGACAAAGACCUGACCUGGUACAGUGGGAGAAAAGACUACACAAGGAUGUAAACACCAGGAUGCAGAGAUCAUGGGGCCCAUCUUGGAGGCUACCUGCCACAGCUAUUAAAGUUAAGAUAUAGGCUACUCUUCCCAACUCAGCCUUGGAGAGCGUCACCAACUGCCUCAAGUGUGGUGACCUUCACUGUCGUAUGCCAGUGACUCAUCUGGAGUAAUCUCAACAGCCAGUUACCAACACUUGCUCUUGAUUGAUAAACAGAGAAUGGGGCUUUGCAUCUUAGCAAUUCUCACAAUUCUUGUGUAUUCCACAGCAGCGAAGUUUAGCAAACAAUCGUGGGGCCUGGAAAAUGAGGCUUUAAUUGUGAGAUGUCCUAGACGAGGAAAACCUAGUUACAUCGUGGAUUGGUAUGACUCACAAACAAACAAAAGUAUUCCCACCCAGGGAAGACAUCGUGUGUUUGCCUCAGGCCAACUUCUUAAGUUUCUACCAGCUGAAGUUGCUGAUUCUGGUAUUUAUACCUGCAUUGUCAGAAGUCCCACAUUCAAUAGGACUGGAUAUGCGAAUGUCACCAUAUAUAAAAAACAGCCAGAUUGCAACGUUCCAGAUUAUUUGAUGUAUUCAACCGUAUCUGGAUCAGAAAAAAAUUCCAAAAUUUACUGUCCUACAAUUGACCUCUACAAUUGGACAGCACCUCUUGAGUGGUUUAAGAAUUGUCAGGCUCUUCAAGGAUCAAGGUACAAGGCGCACAAGUCAUUUUUGGUCAUUGAUAAUGUGAUGACUGAUGAUGCAGGUGAUUACACCUGUAAAUUUAUACACAAUGAAAAUGGAGCCAAUUAUAGUGUGACGGCGACCAGGUCCUUCACGGUCAAGGAUGAGCAAGGCUCCUCUCUGUUUCCUAUAAUCAGAGCCCCUACACACAAUGAAACAAAGGAAGUGGAAAUUGGAGAAAACACAAACCUAACUUGCUUUGCUUGUUUUGGAAGAGGCGCUCAGUUCUUUGCUGCUGUCCUGUGGCAGCUUAAUGGAAAAAAAAUUACAGACUUCGGUGAACCAAGAAUUCAACAAGAGGAAGGGCAAAAUCAAAGUUUCAGCGAUGGGCUGGCUUGUGUAAACAUGGUUUUAAGAAUAGCUGAUGUAAAGGAAGAGGAUUUAUUGCUGCGGUACGACUGUCUGGCCCUGAAUUUGCAUGGCUUGAGAAGACACACUGUAAGACUAAGUAGGAAAAAUCCAAUUGAUCAUCAAAGCACUUACUGCAUAAUUGCAGUAUGUAGUGUAUUGUUAAUGCUAAUCAAUGUCCUGGUUAUCAUCCUAAAAACGUUCUGGAUCGAGGCUACUCUGCUCUGGAGAGACAUAGCUAAACCUUACAAGACUAGGAAUGAUGGAAAGCUCUAUGAUGCUUAUGUUAUCUACCCACGGAACUACACAUCCAGUACAGAUGGGGCCAGUCGUGUAGAGUACUUUGUCCACCAGAUUCUGCCUGAUGUUCUUGAAAAUAAAUGUGGCUAUACCUUAUGCAUUUAUGGGAGAGAUAUGCUACCUGGAGAAGAUGUAGUCACUGCAGUGGAAACCAACAUACGAAAGAGCAGGCGGCACAUUUUCAUCCUGACCCCUCAGAUCACGCACAGCGAGGAGUUUGCCUACGAGCAGGAAGUUGCCCUGCAUAGUGCCCUCAUCCAGAACGACUCCAAGGUGAUUCUUAUUGAGAUGGAGGCUCUGAGCGAGCUGGACAUGCUGCAGGCUGAAGCGCUUCAGGACUCUCUCCGGCAUCUCAUGAAAGUGCAGGGGACCAUCAAGUGGAGGGAGGACCACAUUGCCAAUAAACGGUCCCUGAAUUCCAAAUUCUGGAAGCACGUGAGGUACCAAAUGCCUGUGCCAAGCAAAAUUCCCAGAAAGGCCUCCAGUUUGACUUCCUUGGCAGCCCAGAAGCAAUAGUGCCUGCUGUGGUGUGCAAAGGCAUCUGAGUUUGAAGCUCUCCUAACUUCUCCUAGCUGGCUCAUGCCCCUGCACUGAAGUGUGAGGAGUAGGAAUGUCAAAGGGAUCCGGCCUCAGGUUUCAUCUGGUAACUUUGCUUCCAUUUCCCUGAUUCUGGGUGGGUGCAAAAUGCCCAGAAUUUUUUCUCCUCAAUCCUCCCCCAUUCUCCAGCCACCAUUCCCUUUCCUUUUCCUUUUUGCUUGCCUCUCUUCACUGUGGUGUGGGGUGUUUUCACUACUCUCUUUUCCUCUCUCUCUGUCUUGCUUUGUUGCUCCCCAUUCUUUGUCAAUAAUCUGAAGAGCAAACUAAUCAUUCGACAGUAGAUUUUCACGUCAUCUUGAAGAACAUUCUGAUUCCCUCAGGCAGAAUGUCAGCCGUAAAUCUUGUUCCCAACAUGCCAGAAUUUAUUUUAUUUAUAUAUAUAUAUAUAUAUGUAUGUAUAUAUAUAUCUCAAAGGUGCAUGCUACCUUUUUUACUCCUGGCUAAUUUUGGGGGUAUUUCU
Molecule: messenger RNA, 2919 nt
Organism: Piliocolobus tephrosceles (Ugandan red Colobus)
Lineage: Eukaryota; Metazoa; Chordata; Mammalia; Primates; Cercopithecidae
Gene: IL33R
Product: interleukin 1 receptor like 1
Exons: 11
Coding region: 708-2378 (556 amino acids)
Biological process (GO): signal transduction
Molecular function (GO): interleukin-33 binding; interleukin-1 receptor activity
Source: RefSeq, a predicted model, not a curated record